CUUGCAGGCCGAAGUUGCUUCUCCCAAGGAUUGCCCUCUCUCUUUCUAUGUGUGGCCACCCCUGUGUAAACGAGUGCCGAUCUGGGACGCUUGGCGGCAGUUUCUCGCAGGUGCACCCUGUUCGAAAGGCCCUCCCUCGGGAAUAACCAGCCGGUGCUGCUGGUGGUGCCGGUUGCAAAGCACGGUGAUGAGCGGGCGUAGCGGCCGCACGCGAAUCGCUCGAGGAUUCUCCCCUCGCAACACAUGCCAGCCAAGAGUAUAAGGAUAAUACCACCAACCAAGCAAAGAUUGUCGGGGGUGUAGCCUUUGUCAUCCUCGAGUUGCAUUCGACACGCAUCCUGCACCGUGUUUCGGCCUUUGGAUGGAUGGCUGAGAAACUUGAUGGCCUUGGCCGACACAACGAGCACGGACGUCUGCCCGCGUGGACUUGUCUACCCGCGAAGCUUCCAUCAGGUUGAGUCGAGAUGUUCAGAUGAUGCCGCACAGCGCAAGAUUACUUCAUCGAGCACAUUCUCAGCUGCCUCCAUCGGCCGCUUUUCUCUUGGCCGUGUGUGGGCGAAGAAUGGGCUCUAAAAGCCGAGACACGCCUGGGCGCCAGCUCUAUGGUAUAAAGGUCUUCACAAGGUCAACUUGUGAGAAUAUGCAACAUCUAAGAAUCGUGCGAUAACAAUCAACGACGCGUCAAUCCAGCCUCCAUCAGCCUAUUGCUAACUACAACUCCGUGUGACCUCAAUCGAGACUCAAAAGCAUCUCGAGGACAAUGACAAACUCCAAAGUCUGGUUCAUCACCGGGUGCAGCAGUGGAUUCGGUCGGGAACUCGCACUUGGUGCAUUGAGACGGGGUGAUAAAGUCAUCGCAACCGCUCGCAAUGCCAGCAAGCUUGAUGACAUCAAGACUGCCGGCGCUACGACGAUGAGUUGGGAUGUUACUGCGCCCUUGGAGGAUCUCAAGAAGGCAGCUGAACAAGCGCAUCAAGUUUACGGAAGAUUCGACUAUCUAAUCAACAAUGCGGGCUAUAGCCAAGUCGGCGGAUUGGAGGAACUCACACCGGAACAAACUCAAGCACAAUUCGCCACCAAUGUGUUUGGGCUAUUGAACACUACCCGGGCCAUUGUUCCGUAUAUGCGAGCACAACGGUCCGGAGUUGUGGCCAACUUCUCCAGUGUCGGUGCCUGGCGCGGUGUUGCGGGAGUUGGGCUAUACUGUGCUUCCAAGUGGGCCGUCAGUGGUAUCUCGGAAACUCUUUACUUUGAGCUGGCAGACUUCAACAUCAAAGUCUGCACCGUCGAACCUGGAUAUUUCCGUUCCAACUUUCUCAACGCUGGCAAUAAGCUGAAACGAGAGAAUGAGAUUGCGGACUACGAAGGAACAGCGGUGCGGAAGGGAGAGCAGUUGAUGGAUGAAUAUGACAACAAACAGCCAGGCGACAUCAAGAAGGGAGUCAAGGUCCUCAUCGAUGUCCUGACCGGCGAGACUGGUAGGGACAUCCCCAUGAGGUUGGUACUCGGACCAGAUGCGUACGGAACGAUCAGGGCCAAGUGCGAGGAGACCAUCAAAGGUCUGGACGAAUGGAAAGAGCUGACUUGCUCGACCGAUCUGGAUGAGAAGUAAAGGACCAGGUCCAACCCGGGUGUCCAGCUAUCACUUCGACUCUUCCUUGGAUAUUAUUGAGUGACGGGUAAAGGCCAAUGCUUGAUUGGAGCAGUUGGCUUACUCACCACACCAACCCCUCCAUCUCACAAAUCUGUCCGCAACAAUGGCUGCUGAAGUUCGUUUACCUGCAAUCUUGAUCGCUUUGUUCAUUGACAUCGGGCGUCUGCUGAGCCGGAUGGUGGAUUUCUAGCUGGAAGCCCAUGGUUUGCGGGUGCAGUCGUCCUUUCAUCAAGCACAGAAGCAGAACCAAAUACGAGAUCAUCUUGCCAUCGUGUCAAACGACGAGUUUAUGCAAGAGAGGUCUUCGUUGGGAGUCGGUUACUCUUCCGUUCCUGUCUUGGGCCUGUUGGAUCACUGACCCCCAUGUCGACCUCUCUCGAGCCUCUGCUGUUGGCCAUGUGGUCAAUCCCUAGGUACAUGUCACCCUCAAGUUCACACGUGGUCACCAGCUAGAAUGUCU
Molecule: messenger RNA, 2114 nt
Organism: Cladophialophora immunda
Lineage: Eukaryota; Fungi; Ascomycota; Eurotiomycetes; Chaetothyriales; Herpotrichiellaceae
Exons: 2
Coding region: 761-1612 (283 amino acids)
Source: RefSeq, a predicted model, not a curated record